AUGGGGCAAUUGGACAAGGAUAUGGCUAAUGCUAGCUUUUCGAGGGGGGCCGACCAUGCGGUGGCGGCGAUGGAUGCGGAGGCGGAGAAUGGGGAAUGCGGCGUCAGCGUCAGGAGAGCCCACCCGCAGGCCCCGCCUCCUCCUCCCCGCGCCCCCUCCGGCCCCGCCCCUUGCGCGCGGUGCUUGUCGGGAGGGAGGGGCGGAGAGGCCUCUUCCGGCUGGGGCUGGUGGCGGGCAGCGCGUGGCGCGGGCAAGAGGGCGGACGAGCCAGGUUCUGUUUCCAAGAAACACAAGAAGAAGAAAGAAAGAAAAUCUUUGCUAGCUGAAGAUGUUGCUGACAUUCAAUACUCAGAAGAAUUCUUUAUCAAGCCUGAAUCCAGAGUGGCUCAGCUGGACACAUCACAGUGGCCUCUGCUUCUCAAGAAUUUUGACAAGCUGAACCUAAGGACAGCGCACUACACACCCCUCCCCUCCGGCUGCAAUCCCUUGAAAAGAGAGAUUGCUGAGUAUGUGAGGACGGGCUUCAUCAACCUGGAUAAACCAUCCAAUCCUUCUUCCCAUGAGGUGGUGGCCUGGAUCCGUCGCAUCCUCCGUGUUGAGAAGACGGGACAUAGUGGCACAUUGGACCCCAAAGUGACAGGGUGCCUGAUUGUCUGCACUGAGCGUGCAACACGGCUGGUCAAGUCUCAGCAAAGUGCAGGCAAAGAGUAUGUGGGAAUCGUACGGCUGCACAAUGCAAUAGAGAGUGAGGCUCAGCUUUCAAGGGUGAAUGCCAUCUGCUACGGUGCAAAGAUCAUGCUGCCUGGCCUACUACGGUAUGAAGAUGGCAUUGAGGUCAAUCAGGAGAUUGUUGUGAUCACCACGAAAGGAGAGGCAAUCUGCACAGGGUUCUUUGCUCACUUGGCAGAGUGGAAUACUUCUUUUUGGGUUACUCUUCCUCUACUCAAGAUCCUUUCAUGCAGCUGACUUGUUCUGACUUUUCCUCUGUGCGUGGUUUUCUCCUGUAAACCCAGAAGGGCUUGGUGGUUAAUGAUGGCAUUUGCCUCUGAUCUAAAACUGGCAGUAGGAGUGACACUGUUCACAUUGCACCUGUAUGGCAAAUAAACCACAGUAGCUUUUGUUGUA
Hemicordylus capensis (graceful crag lizard) is the source of this 1125-nucleotide messenger RNA. Its product is annotated as H/ACA ribonucleoprotein complex subunit DKC1-like. The transcript has 9 exons. Gene Ontology annotation, molecular function: RNA binding; pseudouridine synthase activity. NCBI's taxonomy places the organism in Eukaryota, Metazoa, Chordata, Lepidosauria, Squamata, Cordylidae. Gene Ontology annotation, biological process: snRNA pseudouridine synthesis; box H/ACA sno(s)RNA 3'-end processing; mRNA pseudouridine synthesis. The record is from RefSeq and is a predicted model, not a curated record. The coding region runs from base 1 to 966 and encodes 321 amino acids. Gene Ontology annotation, cellular component: box H/ACA snoRNP complex.